Molecule: messenger RNA, 753 nt
Organism: Hirsutella rhossiliensis
Lineage: Eukaryota; Fungi; Ascomycota; Sordariomycetes; Hypocreales; Ophiocordycipitaceae
Exons: 4
Coding region: 1-753 (250 amino acids)
Source: RefSeq, a predicted model, not a curated record
AUGACCCUCAACCUCGCCGAGCUGGAUGCGCACGAGCAGCCCUCGGACGAUAUGGGUGCCGAGUGGAAACGUAUCUUCCGCCUCGAGCCCGACAUCGGGCCCGUCAUCGACGACCCGCACCUCCCACCGCAGAGAGCGGCUUUUGAGAACGUCUCGGACUUCGAGCUUCCCAAGGAGAGCGGGUGUGCUUCAGGCGACGACAGCGAUUCUAAAUACGAGCACGAGGUAGCCUUCGACGCUCACGUCAAUCAGCUUGUUCAAGAUGCUGUCGACAGCGAUGACGAGACCGGCCGACAUUCCCCUGCCGCACGAAAGGUGCAGCAAGGCUACCGCGCCAGCCAGGGCAUCGACCCUGAUUCAACAGAGGAGGAUAAUCCGCGGGACGGCAUUGCGGAGGACGGCGAGGUAGACGAUGGCGAGGCAGAGGACGAUAAGGCGGAGGGCGGCGAGAUACACUUAGGUUCUACAAACGGACCGCGGCCUCGUCAGCCUCAGCCUCGGCUGCGACGCCUCUUCAUGAUCGCCCCGAGCCACACGUCAGCAAUCCCCGCUACCGACAACGACGACGACGACAAGUCCCAUCUCCUUCUCCGUCUGCGCUCCAGCGACGCCAUCUACAUGACCAACGAAGCCCGCUAUGCCUGGCACGGCGUCCUCAAGGUCCUCAAGGGCACUUGUUCGGCCCACCUGCAGGCAUGGCCUGCGCGAGCAGCUUUGCCGAGUGGCAAGGCUGGAUGCAGAACAAGCGGGUAA